AUGCGUUCCUUUUUAACCAUUGCUCUUGCCGCCACUGCAUUGCUUCAACGUGUUGCAGCAGGAGGUGCUCCCAUUACGCUUGAACUUGUCGACGCGACCAACUUUUGUACGUUCUUGCCACCAGCCGAUUCAGAAGAUCGCAACAUUGCUCGUACAGAAUACAAGGCCGAAGUCUUUUGUAUGGGCUCAACUCCUAAUGCGGAUGCAGCUGGUACUUUGGCUGAUGGCUUUAUCCAAUCGGCUCAUUUUGUUGCCACCGACGACUAUAUCCAAGUGACAGGUCAAAUCGAUCCCGUAAAGAUGAAUCUCGAUCCAAAUGAUGAAGGUGGCCAAUACGAUAUCGUCAUGCCAAAGGGUGCCGUGUGUGCUGGUGGAUGGAAGCAUUUUGUCAACCUUAUUGAACCCUCAAGCAAUACCUAUUGUCUCCGUUGCUGUCACAGUAAAAAAGACUGCAACAGAGGGAUAUCAGAAAAGGGCUGUGGGCACAUUAUCCCUGGUGAUUACAGUGGUCCAAUGGAUGGUAGUGGUCCUUCGACUGGUGGUGGUGAUAACAAUCCUUCUCCACCUCCUGCAACAACAACAUCUGCCCCACAGCCUUCUUCUUCGCCUGAAGAGCCUUCUACUUCUCCUGAAGUACCUUCAUCAUUGCCAUCAUCAUCGUCUGGUGAAGCACCAUCAUCAGCAGGCGUUUCCGAAUCAGCAUCGUCAUCAGCAGCUCCUUCUUCGUCAGCGGCUCCUUCUUCUUCUUCUUCAUCGGCUGCUGAUAAUGCUCCUUCCGAUGCUGGUAACGCAUCCCAAAAUCCUUCAGGCUCGUCUUCCAGUGAUAGUGACGAAGAAAAGGUUUCAGCUCAAGCCGUCAAUGAUGAAAGUGGUGCCAUGACGCUUGUUCCUGCCAUCGGUACAGCUGCUGCCAUUAUUGUAGCAUCCAUUCAAUUGAUUGCCUAA
Molecule: messenger RNA, 945 nt
Organism: Lichtheimia ornata
Lineage: Eukaryota; Fungi; Mucoromycota; Mucoromycetes; Mucorales; Lichtheimiaceae
Exons: 2
Coding region: 1-945 (314 amino acids)
Source: RefSeq, a predicted model, not a curated record